AUGUCUUCGAACCAGCCUCUGCUCGGCAGUCUGGCGAUGCAGGCCCCUUCACAGACGCCACAAACGGUCCAUGUUUCACCAUCAACGUGUCACGACCUUUCACUAUUCAAAGAACUGCUCAGGGAAUACCGCAGACUCGAUGAUUUAAUCACCAUGCGCAUCAAUAGGGCUAAUGCUCACCAGCGAGACAAGGACCGUCUGGAUCCCGUCAAAGGGAAUCUCCAGGACGAAGCCUGCUCACAAGUAUGGAAGGAACUUAUAGCCAAUUGGAGUAGACGAACGAAACUAGUGGAAUACUGCGUUUCUGUGGUGGACAGUUCAAUGGAAGAGAAGAAAAGGACCAUUGCAGGGUUGGAAGCAGACGAUGCCGCCCGUCGGAAGGCCCAAGCGCAACUGUUCGCGGAGGAGGUCAAGCUAAACCAAGUCCACAACGAACUGUCUGUCGAGAAGAUCAUCCGGCAGCGUUCCCUUGAUGCCUUCAAAUCACGCUGUCGAUACUUUGUGCCGCCUUCGACUGAUGCCGAAGCAAGCAAGUGGUGGGACUCUGUGAAUCGGGGACGUUAG
This is a messenger RNA of Pleurotus ostreatus (oyster mushroom), 564 nucleotides long. RefSeq lists its product as uncharacterized. Gene Ontology annotation, cellular component: mitochondrion; mitochondrial intermembrane space. The coding region runs from base 1 to 564 and encodes 187 amino acids. Lineage: Eukaryota; Fungi; Basidiomycota; Agaricomycetes; Agaricales; Pleurotaceae. The record is from RefSeq and is a predicted model, not a curated record. The transcript is spliced from 5 exons.